Molecule: messenger RNA, 1131 nt
Organism: Cyprinodon tularosa
Lineage: Eukaryota; Metazoa; Chordata; Actinopteri; Cyprinodontiformes; Cyprinodontidae
Gene: nubpl
Product: nucleotide binding protein-like
Exons: 11
Coding region: 38-1015 (325 amino acids)
Biological process (GO): mitochondrial respiratory chain complex I assembly; iron-sulfur cluster assembly
Cellular component (GO): mitochondrion
Molecular function (GO): ATP binding; 4 iron, 4 sulfur cluster binding; ATP-dependent FeS chaperone activity
Source: RefSeq, a predicted model, not a curated record
UUCUUCUUCUUCUUCUUCUUCUUGAUGCGCAGUAAACAUGCCUCUUUUCACAUACUGCAGACUGUCCCAUUUACUGAAAAUAUCAAGCCGAAACGCAUCAAUGUUCCAAAAUGCAACUGAGAUAAAACUCGGAACUGGUUGUGGGGUGCAUCUGACUUGCUAUCGGGGAUUGGUGGACAAUAAAGGACUGCAGGACAGACAGAAGCAGCAAAUGGCCAGGAGUCUUCCUAAGCAGAAACCCAUACCAGGUGUCAAACAGGUGAUUGUUGUUGCUUCAGGAAAAGGCGGCGUGGGCAAGUCCACAACAGCAGUGAACUUGGCUCUUGGGAUUAUGGCCGUUGAUCAUUCUAAGACAGUUGGUCUGUUGGAUGCUGACGUCUAUGGCCCAUCUAUACCCAAACUCAUGAACCUUAAAGGAAACCCAGAGCUCAGUGAUGAUAACCGAAUGAUUCCUCUUAUCAACUAUGGCGUGCCAUGCAUGUCAAUGGGCUUCCUAGUGGAGGAUACAUCUCCCAUUGUGUGGAGGGGACUGAUGGUAAUGUCUGCUAUAGAGAGAUUACUCAGACAGGUACAAUGGGGGGCUUUGGACUACUUGGUGGUAGACAUGCCUCCUGGGACCGGAGACGUCCAACUGUCCAUCUCUCAAAAUAUUCCAGUAGCAGGUGCAGUCAUUGUUUCAACACCUCAAGAUGUUGCUCUGCUGGAUGCUCGCAGGGGAGUGGAGAUGUUUAAAAAAGUCAACGUGCCGGUUCUAGGUCUCAUUCAAAACAUGAAUGUCUUCCAGUGUCCCAACUGUAAUCACCAAACCCACAUCUUUGGCUCCGACGGGGUACGGCAACUUGCAGAGAAAAUUGGAGUUAAGUUUUUGGGGGACAUCCCUCUUCACCUAACCAUCAGGGAGAUGUCAGACAAAGGACAACCAAUAGUCAUUUCUUACCCGGACAGUUUAGAGGCGGAGGCUUACAAGAAGUUGGCAUCUGCUGUGAUCCAGAAUCUACAAGAACUGAACUCAUGAAGGAAAACGUCACCAGAAAAUGAUGCAAAAAGUUACUUAUCCUUAUUUUUUCCCCUUUCAUUCUCCCAUUUCUUUCUUGUGCUGUCUCGCUAUUUGAAUAAAAAGUUUAAACUAAA